Messenger RNA from Panicum virgatum (switchgrass), 1675 nucleotides. Its product is annotated as CASP-like protein 16. The record is from RefSeq and is a predicted model, not a curated record. Lineage: Eukaryota; Viridiplantae; Streptophyta; Magnoliopsida; Poales; Poaceae. Gene Ontology annotation, cellular component: membrane. The transcript is spliced from 3 exons. The coding region runs from base 683 to 1249 and encodes 188 amino acids.
UGAUCGCCCUCUUACCGGCGGCGAGAGACAGGCACCGAACAACAGAUUGGCCGGGCCAGUUCUGCUGUUGGAACACCAACACCUGGACGUUGGACGGGCCGGCCGAUGAGCCGAACCCUUUGCCCGGCAGCGGCGCAGUGCCAGUGGCAGUUUCCUCGCUAAAACUACGUCUACGUGCCUGUGAUAGAUUUGCGUCGGGGGCGAAGGCAUCCAUUCUCGGCGUGCGUGAACUUGCCGCGAAGUUUCGGCCGGAGACCUGCGCUGCGCUCCAGUUCCCGGAAGCGGGCUCGGCACUCGGCUGCGGUCCUCUCGGGUCUCGGCUUAUAGGCAGGCAGGCAGCCGCGCCACAUGGGCUCACCGCCACCGCCGGCCCCACGGCGCAGCACGCCGCGUCCGCGGUUGGCGGUUGCGCCGCGCCCCCAUAAAUCUAGCGUUUCUUUCCGUCGCCGUAGGCGGAGGAAUAAACAAACCGCGCAGCCAGUCAGCCAAGCCGCCAGAGCAGAGCAGAGCAGGGGGGAGCCAGGGAGGCGACAUUCCCUGAUUCCCACCCGGUACCGACCCGGAGCUCGGGCGCGCCGAGGCGAACGGGCAUUUCGCCUGCACGCCGCGGGGCGCGGCGCGGGGGUAGGGAGCGAGGCCGUUCCGAACGAGGCGCGGCGCGGCGGCGCGGGGUGCCGGCAAGAUGUUCGCGAGCCGGCCGGUGGUGCACCCGAUGGAGGUGGCGGCGGCGCCCGCGAACCCGGCGCAGCAGCAGCAGCCGCAGGGCGUGCUGAUGAAGGACCUGCCCGGGAUGCCGGGGACGCCCAGCGGGCUCGCGCUCCGCGUCACGCAGUUCCUCCUCGCCGCCGUCUCGCUCGCCGUCAUGUCAUCCACCAGCGACUUCGCCUCCGUCACCGCCUUCUGCUACCUUAUUGCAGCAGCUAUUUUGCAAUGUGUUUGGAGCCUGUCAGUAGCCAUUGUGGACAUAUACGCACUGCUUGUCAAACGCUGUUUACGAAACCGUCGGCUUGUUGCUUUCUUUGCCAUUGGAGAUUUGAUCGCAUGUGGAGUAAUCUUCUCUGGAGCAUGCGCUGCAGCAGGAAUCACCGUCUUGAUCGCCCAGGAUCUGCUAAUGUGCUCGGAGAACCACUGUUCUAGUUUUCAGACUGCAGUAUCGAUGGCAUUCAUGUGUUCGUUUUCUCUCGCACCAUCCUUUGUGCUGAACUUUUGGUCGACCGCAUUCGCAUAUCGCGUCGUAGCAGCAGGAUAGUAAAUGAGGAUAGAGCCUGAUUUUGGAGCAGUUCGAGCACCCCAACUGUGGUUUUAGCGACAACUGGAGAGAGUGGCCCAGCUAAUAGUAGUAUUAGAACCGGAAGCUGAAGUACCCGCAUGAGGAGGCUACGGCUUUGAGCUCCGGCAUAUCUAGUUUAACCUGUACAAAGAAAAUAGGGAAGCAAAUGCAUUGCUGUGGAGCCUUGCAGUUCUACGAGUACUUACGCCUCUGCAGAAUGCUUGGAACUGAUAGAGUUUCUGUGUCCUGAAUCCUGAUGACCCCUGAACCAUGUAUAUUCCAUAUAGAGAGCUAAUGGUGCUGAGGAAAUCGUCGUGAUUCAUUGCCAAGGUUUUAAGUUCUAUUGCGGUUGCUCUGAUAUUUGCAAAGAAGCAUUGAAAAUUUGAAAUCCUUGAGUUGAGGUCC